Molecule: messenger RNA, 1171 nt
Organism: Mya arenaria
Lineage: Eukaryota; Metazoa; Mollusca; Bivalvia; Myida; Myidae
Exons: 2
Coding region: 191-676 (161 amino acids)
Source: RefSeq, a predicted model, not a curated record
CUUAUUCACAAAUUUUGGUGUUUUCGACACAAUCUUGCAUAGAUUCUUGCUCUGUAGCCCUCACAGUUUUCUUACCGAAUCACAUCAGAUUGAAUAAAAGGGUUAAACUUAACGGCGGUGCUUGUUUUGCAACACAAGUUAUGGUCGCUAUAGAGACUUUUUGCGAUUCUUAUGGUGGGAGGAUGGAGAUAUGGACAAGAAGCCCCUGGAGUACAGAAUGCGAGUACAUUUGUUUGGAGCAGCCUCGUCUCCUGGAUGUGCUAACUACGGGCUCAAGUAUCUAGCAAAGAUUUGCCAGAGUGACCUGCCCAAGGCUUCUUUUUUUGUGCAGAACAACUUCUAUGUUGACGAUGGCCUAUCUAGCACGGAAACAGAAGAAGAGGCCAUUCAGUUGAUCAAGGAUGCUCAAGAGCUAUGUGCUAACGGUUGUAUGCACCUACACAAGUUUAUUUCUAACCGUAAACGGGUUAUUGAUUUAAUCCCUGUGUCAGAAACAGCUGCAGAUGUGAAGGACCUUGAUUUAGCGUUGGAUCAGUUACCGGUGGAAAGAGCCCUUGGUGUAAGAUGGUGCGUAGAAAACGACAACUUCAAAUUCGAAAUAAUGAUCAAGAACGUUAUGGCUACUAGACGAAAUAUGCUGUCAAUAGUGGCAUCGCAUCGAUAUUUGUUCCUUUAGGAUUUCUCGCCCCUUGCGCUCUUAAAGGGAAGAGAAUUCUUCAGGAAAUGUGCCAGAGAGGUGUCGACUGGGAUGAUACUCUUCCCGAAAGUAUACGGCCUGAAUGGGAGAAAUGGAUUGAAGACAUUCACAACCUAAAGUAUGUGACAAUUCAAAGCCACAAUAAUUUGGAAAACCACUUCGUAUAGAGCUGCAUCAUUUUUCUGACGCUAGUACUACUAGUUAUGGCCAAUGUUCAUACAUCAGAUUUAUCAAUGAAAAUGCUGUUCACUGUUCCCUGGUAAUGGCAAAAGCAAGAGUAGCUCCACACAAGAUGGUCAGCAUACCAAGACUAGAACUGACGGCUGCAGCAUUAUCAGCAAAAAUCAGUGGAUUCCUCAAACAAGAACUGAACCUGGUCAUAGAUCAAGAGUAUUUCUGGACAGACUCGCGUGUAGUUUUAGGGUACAUCAACAACGAAGCACGCAGGUUCCAUGUGUUUGUCGCCAACCGCGU